AUGUUCUCUCAAAGCCAAAUUCUCCAUGCACAGCCCCAGCAGCAAAUGCUCACAAUCAAGAACCUGACGACCCAUACUCAAGCCCAGGAGGUAUACAGUCAACAUCCCCAAAGUCUGAUCAGGGUGAAGAGAGAACGGAUCGACACUUGGACGCUCUCGCUCGUUGACCUCCCGGUGAAUCACGGAAUUAUCAAUGGUCCAUAUGAUCUAGACAGACCCACAUUCGAAGCAGGCAAAUUUGACACUGACCCCGAAAUGACUCUAAGAGAGCACGUGCAGAUAUACGCCGAGCUCCACUGGUAUCGAAUGGGAAGGGGUACUGCUCCUGUAGUUGCGACAGACCUUCCAUCAAUUGCCCAAGCGGAGGAGACUAACAGACAGGAAUGGGAGAGGAGACAGUGGAGGUACCAUAUGGAACAGGAAAGAUUAGCACAGAACCUGCUCAGAGGUUGCAUACGUCCCGUCGAUGAAGAGGAUCUGGAAUGGGCAUGGCGAUACAUCGAGGAGCGAUAUGCAGACCAGCCUGGAAGGAAAGCCAUUGUUAUGGGAAGGCUUCGUGAGGAGGCAUCACUUACAGCCCUUGCGGUUGCUGCUGUCCUUGCGAAAGAAGACGAGAAUACUGUGGCAAAUCGCGCACAACCUGACAAAGAGGUAAAGGCAUCGGCACCACAAUGGCCUCAUCUACCUCAAUUUCUGGACACCGCUACGGAGAGCGAUCUAUACCUUCGCGUACCGCCGCGAGAAUUGCGACAAUAG
This is a messenger RNA of Lithohypha guttulata, 756 nucleotides long. RefSeq lists its product as uncharacterized. Bases 1 to 756 code for a protein of 251 amino acids. Lineage: Eukaryota; Fungi; Ascomycota; Eurotiomycetes; Chaetothyriales; Trichomeriaceae. The transcript has a single exon. The record is from RefSeq and is a predicted model, not a curated record.